UGUAAUUCUUUGUUUUCUUUUAGGUACAUGUAUCAUGUUUUAACUAAAAACACAACAGUCACAGAUCACAACCGCAACCUGCUGGUGGAGACCAUCCGUUCUAUAACAGAGAUCCUCAUAUGGGGGGAUCAGAAUGACGGCUCUGUCUUUGACUUUUUCUUGGAGAAGAAUAUGUUUGUUUUCUUCUUGAACAUCUUGCGUCAGAAGUCUGGCCGUUACGUGUGUGUACAGCUUCUGCAGACCCUGAACAUCCUGUUUGAGAACAUCAGUCAUGAAACAUCGCUGUACUACCUGCUCUCUAAUAACUAUGUAAACUCUAUUAUUGUCCACAAAUUUGACUUUUCUGAUGAGGAGAUUAUGGCAUAUUACAUAUCAUUUCUUUCCCUUAAACUCAACAAUCACACUGUGCAUUUCUUUUACAAUGAGCACACUAAUGACUUUGCUUUGUACACUGAAGCUAUUAAAUUUUUUAACCACCCAGAAAGCAUGGUCAGGAUUGCUGUUAGGACUAUAACUUUAAAUGUCUACAAAGUGUCAUUGGACAACCAACCUAUGCUGCAUUACAUUAGAGAUAAAACUGCUGUCCCUUAUUUCUCCAACCUCGUUUGGUUUAUUGGAAGCCACGUGAUAGAACUGGAUAACUGUGUGCAGACUGAUGAAGAGCACAGAAAUCGGGGCAAACUAAGUGACCUGGUAGCAGAACAUCUUGAUCAUUUACAUUACCUUAAUGAUAUCCUUAUCAUUAAUUGUGAGUUUUUAAAUGAUGUGCUGACAGACCAUCUACUUAAUAGGCUCUUUCUUCCCCUCUACGUGUAUUCAUUAGUAAAUCAAGACAAGGGUGGAGAGCGUCCAAAAAUAAGUCUCCAAGUUUCUCUCUAUCUUCUUUCUCAAGUAUUUCUAAUUAUACAUUACGCCCCUUUGGUGAACUCGUUGGCUGAGGUUAUACUUAAUGGUGACCUCUCAGUGUUUUCUUCCAAAGUUGAGCAAGACAUACAGAAAAACUCAGCAAAGUCAAGUAUCAGAUGCUUCAUAAAACCAACAGAAACACUUGAGAGGUCUCUUGAAAUUAACAAACAGAAGGGGAAGAAGAGGGUGCAGAAAAGACCCAACUAUAAAAAUGUUGGUGAAGAAGAUGAAGAGGAGAGAGGCUCUGAAGAUAACCAGGAUGACCUCGAUAAAACUAAAGGUACAGAAGUGAGUUCAAAGAGCAUCAGAACAAGCACUGAAAAUGAAGAAAUAGAGAUGGUAAUCAUGGAGCGAUGUAAACUGUCAGAAUUAUCUAUCUCUACUGUGACAGAACAGAAUACAACAGAUGAAGAAAAGAGUGCAGCUGCCUCUGGGAGUGAGAUAACAACCUGGAACAGGCCUUUUCUUGAUAUGGUCUAUAAUGCACUAGACUGUGCUGAAGAUGAUUACUAUGCCCUCUUUGUGCUCUGUCUUCUGUAUGCAAUGUCACACAACAAAGGAAUUGACCCAGUCAAGCUGGAGAGAAUCCAACUUCCAGCUCAGCAUGCUGAAGAGAGAAAUUCGUAUAAUCACGUACUUGCAGAAGGGCUCAUCAGAAUAAUGAAUUAUGCUGCACAGCCAG
This is a messenger RNA of Mesitornis unicolor (brown roatelo), 1588 nucleotides long. It is a transcript of the gene CLEC16A, whose product is annotated as C-type lectin domain family 16, member A. The record is from RefSeq and is a predicted model, not a curated record. NCBI's taxonomy places the organism in Eukaryota, Metazoa, Chordata, Aves, Mesitornithiformes, Mesitornithidae. Gene Ontology annotation, biological process: endosomal transport; endosome to lysosome transport; regulation of autophagosome maturation. The transcript has 14 exons. The annotation marks the transcript as partial. Gene Ontology annotation, cellular component: late endosome; endolysosome membrane.